UCUCCCCCAUCGAGACCGUUGGGUUCCCCCCCCCACCCCCCCGACAGCCUGGAGAUGUAUUCUUCGCCUCUCUGCCUCGCCCAGGAUGAAUUCCAUCCCUUCAUCGAGGCUCUCCUUCCUCACGUCCGGGCCUUCGCCUACACCUGGUUCAACCUCCAGGCCCGGAAGCGCAAGUACUUCAAGAAGCACGAGAAGCGGAUGACCAAGGACGAGGAGCGGGCCGUGAAGGACGAGCUGCUGAACGAGAAGCCCGAGGUGAAGCAGAAGUGGGCCUCUCGCUUGCUGGCCAAGCUGCGGAAGGACAUCCGGCCCGAAUUCCGCGAAGACUUCGUCCUCUCGAUCACGGGCAAGAAGCCCUCGUGUUGCGUCCUCUCCAACCCCGACCAGAAGGGGAAGAUGCGCCGGAUCGACUGCCUGCGCCAGGCCGACAAAGUGUGGCGCCUGGACCUCGUCAUGGUCAUUCUUUUCAAGGGUAUCCCCUUGGAGAGCACCGAUGGGGAGCGCCUCGUCAAGGCCGCGCAGUGCACCAACCCCAUCCUCUGUGUCCAGCCCCACCACAUCAGCGUCUCCGUCAAAGAGCUCGAUCUAUACCUGGCGUAUUUUGUUCGCGAGAGAGGUAGGCUGCCCUCUUGCUGUAUGGACAUACUCAACUAG
This is a messenger RNA of Heteronotia binoei (common prickly gecko), 654 nucleotides long. RefSeq names its product nuclear factor 1 C-type. Gene Ontology annotation, molecular function: RNA polymerase II cis-regulatory region sequence-specific DNA binding; DNA-binding transcription factor activity, RNA polymerase II-specific. NCBI's taxonomy places the organism in Eukaryota, Metazoa, Chordata, Lepidosauria, Squamata, Gekkonidae. The transcript is spliced from 3 exons. Gene Ontology annotation, cellular component: nucleus. The record is from RefSeq and is a predicted model, not a curated record. Gene Ontology annotation, biological process: regulation of transcription by RNA polymerase II. Bases 55 to 654 code for a protein of 199 amino acids.